AGGUGGGUUAGUUAGGGUCAUUGCACCGGACGGUCGCUAGAUGGCAGGAGAACACAGAGGUUAUAGCAGUGCUGGUUAUUAUCGGGGACGCGUGGUUUAUCUUAACAGUGGACCGGGUGUUUUUAUUUAAAGGGCGGGCAGUCUGCACAGGUUCAGAACCCGCCCUCCAGGCCGGUAGGAUGCAACAAAUUAAGCGCUUGUAUAACCCUUGCCGACUCUGACAUGUAUCCUACUGUAGUCCCUCAUUGCCUUAUACGCCGCUGUAGUUUCAGCCCUUCACUUCAUUUACAUUUUUCCUCUGAUUGGGAUUGAAUAGUCGCAAUACUCACUUGUGUUUUUUCAUUUCGGUUUUAACACCUGCACGGCAGCAGCGCUGUUUUGUACUACAACAAAAAAACUCAUUGCCUUUAUUAUUACUGAACCCAUCGAUACAAUGGAGCAAUGCAAUGUGUCCUAAAAGUGAACCCCUUCCGCGUGCUGGUGCCGUCCACGGUGGUAGAGCAGAAGAGUUGAGCGUCGCUGCCGGGGAGAAGAUGCUGAGGAGAGCGCACAGCCCACAUCUCCAGGACAAGUAGAGAGGAGGCAGGUCUGGGUAAAGUUCCGAUGCCUUCCCCGCCACAAUAGAAGAGGAUGAGGCGUGUGGUGGAGGAGCUGAUGGUGCUGAUCCUGGUGCUGGAGGUCCCUCGCAUCUGAUGACGGUCGCUGUUCCACUUUGCUGCUGUGAGGCCGAGCGCGUCUCCACCGGCCCUCGCAGGAAGUGAGCGCCCGACGGACAGGAGCAGGACGGACGGACGCACGGACACACCGUCCCUCCCCGCCAUGGGCGCCGAGACAGGGCUGCGGCGGUCAUGGGCGCUGCUCGCCUUCCUGGGGGUGGCGGUGGCUUCCCGGUGGGGCGCGACGGCGGCGGCGGCUGAGGUCUACACCAACACCUGGGCUGUCCGUGUCAUCGGGGGGGCCGGCGAGGCCGACCGCAUCGCCAGGAAACACGGCUUCGUCAACCACGGAAACGUGUUCGGGGAGUACUACCACUUCAGGCAUCACGGUGUGGAGAAGAGGUCCCUGUCCGGCCAUAGAGGGACCCACGUUCGACUGCAGAGCGAGCAGCAGGUGGUCUGGGCUGAGCAGCAGGUGGUGAAGAGCAGAAGGAAGAGGGAUGUGUUCAAGGACCCCACUGACCCUGAGUUUCCCAAACAGUGGUACCUGUCCAACCCAACUAACCAGGAUUUGAACACCAAAGAGGCCUGGGCAAAGGGAUUCACCGGUCGCGGUGUGGUGGUCACCAUCCUGGACGACGGCAUUGAGAAAGACCACCCAGACCUCCGCAGGAACUACGAUCCGGAAGCCAGCUACGACGUGAACGACGGAGAUGCAGACCCACAGCCCCGCUACACCCAGCGCAAUGAAAACAGGCAUGGAACCCGGUGUGCUGGGGAAGUGGCCGCUGCUGCCAACAACGGCGUGUGCGGUGUGGGGGUGGCCUACAACUCUAAGAUCGGAGGCGUGCGCAUGCUGGACGGGGAGGUGACGGACGUGGUGGAGGCCCACUCCCUCAGCCUGAACCCCCAGCACAUCCACGUGUACAGCGCCUCCUGGGGGCCCGACGACGACGGCAAGUCGGUGGACGGCCCCGCCAAGCUGGCCAAGGAGGCCUUCCUACUGGGCAUCACCAAGGUGGGUCUGGGGGACCCACUGGUGGACUGGUGCCGUCAGAGGAACUGCAGGCUGGCUGGCGUCUCCACUGAAGCAGCAGCUGUGGAUUCAAAGCCGCUCUUUAUAGAUUCAUCUUCAGAGUCCUUUGUUGAUCCCGGGGGAAACUGUUACAGUUCCAGGUUCCUCGUUAAGACGGCUCGUUCAGGUACCUCGUUAACGACCCGUUUUGCGUGCAGCAUGAACCUGACGUGGCGGGACAUGCAGCACCUGGUGGUCCGGACCGCCCAGCCCGGCCGGCUCAGCGCGGCCGACUGGAAGGCCAACGGCGUUGGGCGGAGAGUGAGUCACUCGUAUGGCUACGGUCUGUUGGAUGCUGGUGCGAUGGUGUCUCUCGCCCAGAACUGGACCUCGGUUGGACCGCAACAUCAGUGUGUUCACACCAUGCUCACUGAACCCAGAGAGGUGGGGGGCAAGCUGGUGUUCAGCCGGAGUGUGGACGCCUGCUGGGGUCGUCCGGAGGUCGUGAGCUCCCUGGAGCACGCCCAGGCCCGCCUCACACUCCGACACCGCCAGCGGGGGAAGCUGGCCAUCCAUCUCACCAGCCCGCUGGGCACCAGGUCCACCCUGCUGUCUCCCAGACCCAAUGAUUACUCCCCAGAAGGCUUUGAGGACUGGUCCUUCAUGACCACCCACUCCUGGGACGAGGACCCCAGAGGUGAAUGGACCCUGGAGAUAGAGAACGUCCCUGCAGAUGGAGGCGAUUACGGUGUGCUGAGUCAGUUCUCCCUGGUCCUGUGGGGUACGGGCCCCAGGGCGGUGAACCCCUCCUCCUCAGACUUCCCCCGGCCGUCCAACAACAGCUGCAAGACCUUCGACGCUCAGCAGAUCUGCAUAGAGUGCAGCCCGGGCUUCUCGCUCUUCCUGCAGGGCUGCGUGAAGCUCUGCCCUCAGGGCUUCACCUCGGCCGCCCAGCUGCUCAACCUGUCCCUGGAGACCUGGGUGGACCUGUCCUCCGUGCAGGCCUGUGUGCCCUGCCACGCCGCCUGCCUCACCUGCUCCGGCCCGGGCCUGUCAGCCUGCCUGUCCUGCCCGGCCCGCAGCCACCUGCUGUUCACCUCCUGCCUGCGCCAGAGCCUGGUGCAACGCAAGUCCCCGCCUCCGCCCGUCGACACCGCCGCCGCCGCCGCUGCCGCUGCCGCUGCUGCCGGUCUCCGCGGCAACGACGGAGCCUGGCAGGAAGUGGAGAGCUCGGCGGGCAGGGAGGAAGAUGCCGGCGGGGGCGAUGGAGGCCGAGGAGGGGAACAGCCGUCGUUGGGACGUCCCGGGCCGGGGUCGACAUCGACGACAAUGUCGACGACGACGACGACUACAACGGCAACGUCCUCCCGGCUGGUGGUCCUGUCGGCCGUGCUGGGCACUGCCUUGCUCGUGUUGGGCUGCCUGGGACUCGUCCUGCUGCUGCUGCAGACGCGGGCGGCCGGGGGGCCCAACGGCGGCGGUCUGCGGACGGUGGAGGCUCCGGGCGGCGGCCGGCUUGGGCUGAGGCUCGGCUGCGACAGGAAGACCAGGGUCUGCUACCGGGGGAUCCCCACCGUGUGGGGGGACAAGGACGGCGGCAUCGCGGGCCCCUGGGAGGGGGAGUCGGACGGGGAGGAGGACCAUAGCGAGAGGACGGCGUUCAUCCGGACGCAGAGCUCCGUCUAGGGCUGGUGGGAGACCAUUGCUGAUGGAAGAGCUUGAAGCAAGGAGGGGAUUCGCCCCGGUUGGUCGCUGAUAGUGGAUCCUCAAAUCAUACGGCCGGAUGUGCGCCGCACGAAAGGGACAGUAUGCGGAGAGUUAACCGAAGUUUUGCCCAAACGCGCGGACGCGAGCUGGACAGAGAGCCGUCCCGGCAGCCGCGGAUGCGUACGAAUCAAAGUCAGCGGAGCUCACGGCGUUGCUAGCAGGACUAGUGCCCUCCCUGCGCGCUACGAGCUACGAGCUAGCUCGAACCCACAGAGCCGAACCUUCCUGUUCCUUUAGUCGCAUUAUUCAUCAUGAUUUUUAUUUUUUUCAGAGAUUACCCUUUACUGUGUGUUGGUUAUUUUGCAAAAAAAACUGCAUAGAUUUAAAAUGUCAGCGAAAAAAAACGUUGUGUUCUCAGUGUUUUUGUACUUCGACUUCUGCAUUUGCAUCCGAUAUGCGGCUCCCAUCCCGGGGGUUAUCGCGGCGUCGCCUGCGGAGGCCCUUCUGCCCGCUGAAUGUACCAAAUCAAUCCCUCAAAACAACAUCCAGCGCACCGCAGAGAUGAAUUGGCAAUCGCACGUCGGUAAGAGCCACUUAACCAGCUGCGAGACACAAGGCACCGUUGAUUGGUUGAUUGCGGAAAAGUGCUGCAAGUGCUAAACGCGUUUAGUGAGCCUCUUCUCUGUUGCUCCGACGGAGAAUUUUUUUUCACUCUUUUUUGUAAGGAUGGGAAGACUGAUCCCGCCGCACAACCCGAGACGUGACCUUCUCUGACAGUUUUCUCUAUCGCUGGGAAAAGGAACUUCUGCUCUCUCCCUCCUCCACCCCAUAAAGGCUGUGGUAUCGAUUGGUUUCUGGGUCUUCUCCAAGAGCAUCGCUUCAUCAGGGAAAACAAGCGAGCUUGUCCGCGCGUUUCAAAUAACCCGGCCCGGCCUGCUGCUGUUCCCGGAGAGUCGUAGUGGGCAGUCUGCUACCACUGGAGGACUGGAUUCACGCCUUGGUGAAUCAGUGUGAACCACUUGGAUUAAAGACGUUUCCUAUUGUGGUUUAUUUUCUACACGUUUUUUUAUUUAUUUAUUUAUUUGACUUGGUAACGGUUUAUAUUGUGCAGGAAAUAAAAGCUGUGGAAAAAAAAAAGUGACGGUACGUG
Molecule: messenger RNA, 4528 nt
Organism: Gadus macrocephalus (Pacific cod)
Lineage: Eukaryota; Metazoa; Chordata; Actinopteri; Gadiformes; Gadidae
Gene: furinb
Product: furin (paired basic amino acid cleaving enzyme) b
Exons: 15
Coding region: 820-3357 (845 amino acids)
Biological process (GO): peptide hormone processing
Cellular component (GO): trans-Golgi network; Golgi membrane
Molecular function (GO): serine-type endopeptidase activity
Source: RefSeq, a predicted model, not a curated record